AUGGCCUCCCGGCGAGCAUUGAAUGCUCUGCCUCUGCGCUCUGCGCUCCGCAAGCCCCAGCCUGCCAUCGCGACGCCUGCCGUCCGCCCGCGUCACCAGCCGACCAGCUCCUCGUCCACCCAGGCCCUCGCCUACAAGGCCCUGCAUCGUCGCAUCGCCCCGCUGCCCACCAGCGACGCUCCUCCUUCGUGGUCCGCCCCGGCCGCCGUCAGCAGCAUCCUCUACGAGACGCCGCUGCCGUCGCAGGCUCCGCCGAAGCGCCAUGUGCUGAACUGCCUGGUCCAGAACGAGCCCGGUGUGCUGUCGCGCGUGUCGGGCAUUCUCGCCGCCCGCGGCUUCAACAUCGACAGCCUGGUCGUCUGCAAUACCGAGGUCCCGGACCUGUCGCGCAUGACCAUUGUGCUGCAGGGCCAGGACGGCGUCGUCGAGCAGGCCCGCCGCCAGCUCGAGGACCUCGUGCCUGUCUGGGCCGUGCUCGACUACACCCAGGCUCCGCUCGUCCAGCGUGAGCUGCUCCUGGCCAAGGUCUCCAUCCUUGGCCCGGAGUACUUCGAGGAGCUCAUGCAGCACCACCGUGAGAUGGUUGACUCGCCCGGUUACAUCCAGGACGGCGAGGCGCUGUCCGACGCCGACAGGCUCGACAAGGAGCGUGCCGCUGAGCAAGCCGCCACCGAGUCUCUCAAGAGGGACUUCCACCCCAGCAAGCUCGCUGCCAGUCAGGCUCUGAGGCACAAGCACGAGCACUUGGAGGCCAUCACCCACCUGACUCACCAAUUCGGCGGCAAGGUGCUUGACAUUAGCACCAACAACUGCAUUGUUGAAGUCUCGGCCAAGCCUGUCAGGAUUGACUCAUUCAUGAAGCUCGUUGCUCCUUUCGGUAUCCUGGAAUCCGCGAGGACUGGUCUCAUGGCGCUGCCCCGCUCGCCCCUUGCCGGAGCCGAUGAGGCACAGGAGAAGGAGAUUGAGGACGUUGUUGACCAGAGCAUGCUUCCUCCCGGAUAA
Molecule: messenger RNA, 1002 nt
Organism: Lasiodiplodia theobromae
Lineage: Eukaryota; Fungi; Ascomycota; Dothideomycetes; Botryosphaeriales; Botryosphaeriaceae
Product: Mitochondrial acetolactate synthase small subunit protein
Exons: 2
Coding region: 1-1002 (333 amino acids)
Biological process (GO): branched-chain amino acid biosynthetic process
Cellular component (GO): acetolactate synthase complex; mitochondrial nucleoid
Molecular function (GO): acetolactate synthase regulator activity
Source: RefSeq, a predicted model, not a curated record